Messenger RNA from Papilio xuthus (Asian swallowtail), 1151 nucleotides. It is a transcript of the gene Arp10, whose product is annotated as Actin-related protein 10. The record is from RefSeq and is a predicted model, not a curated record. The transcript has 7 exons. The annotation marks the transcript as partial. NCBI's taxonomy places the organism in Eukaryota, Metazoa, Arthropoda, Insecta, Lepidoptera, Papilionidae.
ACUGCUUAUGUAUGUCGUCUGUCACAGUCGCUCGCCAGUCGUUGAAGUUAUAAUAAUAACAAAAUUUUACCAAUAAACUUUGUUUUUAACAGUUUCAAUUUAAAGAGGAAAUGCCAUCAAAUUUCUGAACAAAGUUGAAAUCGUAUCACAAAGUCAUGGCGCUCUACGAAGGCAUUGCUCUUAUUCAAGAAAAACAAGCAGUCGUCUUGGAUCUUGGCACGGACUACACUAAGUUUGGGUUCACGGGCGAGGCGGCGCCGCGCUGCAUCGUUCGCUCAGAGUUCUGGUGCCCAGCGGAGCGCCGGUACAAGCGACUGCACGACUACAGCUCACCACAGGAACUCUAUGACAAUAUUGUUCAUAUGCUCCAUUUGUUAUAUUUUAGGCAUGUCCUGGUGAACCCAAAAGAGCGCCGCGUAGUGGUGGUGGAGUCCCUGCUCACGCCCACGCUCUUCCGGGAGACCCUCGCCAAAGUCCUCUUUAUACAUUACGAGGUGUCGGGCGCGCUGUGGGUGGACAGUGGGCGGGCGAGCGCGCUCACGCUGGCCGCGCCCGUCGUGCUCGUCGUCUCCAUAGGAGCGCGCGACGCGGAGGUCACUGCAGUGGUGCACGGGUGCCCGGUGCUGCGCGCGCUGCAGUCCCAGCCGCUGGGCGCGCGGGCGGUCAGCGCGGAGCUGGCGCGUCUGCUGGACGAGGACAACGGCCGCGCGCUCAACUUGCCCGACGACGUCCUCGAUGACAUUAAAGUGCGCGCGUGCUUCGUGCCGGGACGCGAGGCGGCGCUGCAGUGGGCGGCGCGCGGCGUGCCCGCGGAGGUGCGGGAGGCGCGGCGCGGGGCCGACGCGGUGGUGUCGCGGCGAGCGCGCGCGCUGUCCGCGGAGCCGCUGUUCGCGCGGGACGAGGAGCUCGCCUCCCUGCCCGACAUGGUGCUGCAGUGCAUCGCGCAGUGCCCGAUAGACGCGCGGCGAGCGCUGGCCGCCUCCGUGCUGGUGACAGGGGGCGGCGCCGCGCUGCCGGGCCUGCGCGCGCGCCUCGCCCAGGAGCUGCGCCACCUCGCCAAGCUGCCGCCCUACAAAGAGCGGCUGCAGGAGCUGCAGUUCAAGUUCCACUCUGCGCCGGCGCACGAGAACAGCGUGGCGUGGGUGGGCGGG